AUGGAUUCCAUGGAAACUAUUUUAUUUAAAUUAACUAUUCCUACUUGUGACAUUAAUACUGAACUGUUACAGGAAAUUCUUUCAUCUUCAAGGAAGAUAUUUAAAAGUCAUGAAAUCAUAGAUGACAUCAUACAUAAGCUGUGGGAACACAUGAGUGCAAAACUAUCGGAAUUUGAUGAUCAAUUGCUUUGUUGUACAUGUUUUUACACUUUAUUAACAUUUUCAGAAAAGCAGGAUGAAUAUUUGAUGGAAAUAUUUAAUAUUUUAAAUGAUACAUUGUUGCUAGAGCAAAGAGAGGAAGUUGAACAUAAAAAUGUUGAAGUUUACUUCCAACACUGGUAUGACCAGUUAGUUUAUGAACACAAUUUAGAGAGAAACAUUGUGGAUUCCAUACACGAAGGAAAGCAAAUGCACUCGAUCUUAGGAUUAUUGCUAGUUAUUUUUGAGAGCUGCUUAGAAUAUGGGUAUAGGCUUGAUAUCCCAAGAGAAACUAUUUGGAAUAUAUGUUCUGUGUUAGAAGAUAUUUCAAAACAAUUUAUAAGCGAUGAAAACAGCACUGUGAGUUAUGAUUUUUCAAAAAUGAGUGAAUUGGUUGAAUCUUUAAUAAGAAAGUCAAACACAACUUUGAAGGAUCAGUAUGACGAGACAAAUAUAUCGGGCUUGCAUCAAAAUGUUUUAAGUUGCCUUUGGCUCAAUGUUAAGAUGUCCUGUGACCUCUCUGCUAUUUUGAUUGAGUAUAAUGCAGCUGAUGAAACCAUUUGCAGUAAAUGUUUAAACACAAUUACGCAUGUACUUGAAACUUGCCGGCACAAAGGUGCAAUAGAAGCUGCUGGAACAGCUUUAGGAAAGAGUAUUCAGUAUCUGACUUCUCUAACUGGAUCUGAUGUGUCAAAUCUACCGUUUAAUCUAUUAGAGAGAAAGCUUGAGGAGUUAAUAGGAGAGGCAAAUAAAAUGGCGUCCGUGACACGAAGGGGCGCUGGUCUUUCUAUUAUGGUUCAUAGGAUUGUUUCCAGUGAUAUGAAAAAAGGAAAGCCCUUAUUCCACUAUUUCAUAAAUAUUAUGCUGAAGACUUGUACAUCUUUCAAUGGCACAGCAAAUGAAGAUAGUUGCAGUAGUGAGAAUGAUUUACCAAAAGCAAUUUAUAUUCACUUUCUAACCAAGAUUGUUACAGAUAGUUGCCUAGCCUCAGAAAUGAUGUACUAUUCUGCUUCUUUAGCAGAGCUGGCUUUUGGUAAUUUGACUAGUCCACAUUGGCAAAUAAGAAACGCGUCUUUACAACUCUACGGUGCCCUUAUACCUAAACUAAUAGGACAGAAAAAAGCCUCUGGGCAAGAUGAAGAAACAGUGGCAACAGUCGCCUGCGAUGAAUUUAAAACACAUUCACCUAAACUAUGGAAAUAUAUUUUGGACCAGAUAGAAAAUAUUGAUAAUGCUGAUAUUAUACAGAGUCAUUCGGAUCUGAUUGCCACUUGGGUGGAACUGGCAGAAAAUUUACAGACAAUACUAUGUUUUGACGAUUUCGAAAUACACAGUGAGAUUAUAUGUAACAAAAUAGAUAACAGCCUAGAGGUUUCUGAAGAGUUGCUAUAUGACAUAGCAAAGGGUUUGUUAUCAGCACAUUUAUCGAUAAGAUGCCAGGGUUUAUGGAAAGUUCUUUAUAGAAUUUCACUAAAAGCUGAGCUAAAAUCGCUAGUAGACAAUGAAUCUUUUAAACAGCAAAUUAGUAAUUUGGAAUAUAGAAACAGAUAUUUCAUACCAUUUGCUUCUAGAAUCUUAGAUGAUGAAGAGGGUUUACUAAAAAUAUCAAAUGUUAUUUACUGGCUUUGUCACCCUAAUACCACUGACACGGACAUGAGGUUUAUAGCUAGUCUGGCUAAUAAUGAAUUGGCCACAAAAUUCUUUAACUUGCCGGAGACUGUAAAAAUAAUAUGCAUAAAAUCCGCUGUAAUUUUGCUGCAAGAUGAGGAUGAAGAUAUCAGAAAUCUUAGCACAAACUUUUAUUUCAAUAUAAAAAAAGGAAUCCUCUAG
Leptosia nina is the source of this 2028-nucleotide messenger RNA. The record is from the annotation of a GenBank genome assembly. Lineage: Eukaryota; Metazoa; Arthropoda; Insecta; Lepidoptera; Pieridae.